Saprolegnia parasitica CBS 223.65 is the source of this 1830-nucleotide messenger RNA. RefSeq lists its product as hypothetical. The transcript is spliced from 8 exons. Bases 1 to 1830 code for a protein of 609 amino acids. The record is from RefSeq and is a predicted model, not a curated record. Gene Ontology annotation, molecular function: protein binding. Lineage: Eukaryota; Oomycota; Saprolegniomycetes; Saprolegniales; Saprolegniaceae.
AUGAGCAUCGCGAGGCCGAGCAUCGAGGCGCGGACGCCGCCGAUCGUCGUCGUCGACGUCCACCGUGUCGCGUACUCGGACGUCCCGACGCCCCAAGAGGUUGCGCUCUCCAAGGAGCUUCUUGCGCUACAAGCUGACCGCGACGUCAUCGAAGCGCGCUGCCGAAAGGAGAUUGUCCAGCUCGAGACACGCCUCCACGAAGCAGACCUUCGUGAAGGCGAGCUACUUCAGCGACUGCAAGCGACGCACCUCGACCAUGUCGAGCACGAGCAUGUCGCCGUCUUGGCCGAGCGCGAUGCGUGGAAAGAUCGGCUCGAGGCCAUGCAAGCAGAAGUCCAAAAGCACAAGAUCGCCCAGCGCGCCGAGGACGCGUGGCACCACCGAUUUGGCGAGCACAUGCUCGCGUCGCGGGCAACCGCGUCUGGCGCCGACGUCGUCUUUAGCCGCUUUGGACAAACGAUCGCAUUGCUCCCAGCGUUUGAAGCGCACAACGUCGUCCGCGCCGGGUCCCUCGCGUUCCUCGCCAACAUCCUUCGGGAAACCGAGAGCGAUAUGGUCGUCGGCCCUGUACUCGUCGCCCUCACGCAUAUUGCCAUCGCUCACGACGAGCUGCGCCAUGCGAUCGUGCUCGCUAACGCUCUUUCACCGCUCGUGCAUCUUCUCGAAACGAGCUCCAAUCCCGCAGUGCUAACUGAAGCCGCGCGACUCCUCGCGGCGUUGGCUUCGGCAGCUCCGAACAAGACCCCACUGGCAACCAAGCCGGCCGUCAAAGCGCUCGGACGCCUUCUCCUUGUGCACGAGGCGUCGUCGUCCGUGCUCGUGGCCUCCCUCGCAGCGCUUGUCAACCUCACCCACAGCGCGGACGUGCUGCGGACUCAGGUCGUGAACGCCAAUGUCGUGCCCAUAGUGUCUCGCCUCCUCGGAGAAUCUGCGGACCUCGCCGUCCAGGUCGAAGCAGCCAAUGUACUGUGCAAAGUCAGCUUCUCGGGUGUCUCGAACCAAACGACCGUGCUAAUGGCGCAAGGCGACGCCGAGCUCGUAUCUCGGCUGCGCGACAGCACCAACCUCGACAACAGCACCGACCUUGUCCGACAGCUUCAGCGUAGUGCAGCCUUGGGUGUCGCAAACCUGGCGUCUACGUCGUCGGCGCAGAUCGCGCUUGGCUACUGCGACGUGAGCACGUCCUGUUUGCAGCUGCUUGUCGAUGCCAAGCACCCGCCCGUCCUUGAAGCGUGUGCGCUCGUCGUUGCUGCCUUGUGUUACCAGUGCAAGGUCAAUAAGGUGCGGCUCGCGGCCCAGAACGGACUGCACGUGUGUGUUUAUGUGCUCGGCGAGCCACGGCGGUUUGGCGCUGAUGACGCUGUCCUGACCGCGACGUGCUUGGCGGUAGCGACGCUAGUGCUUACCGACGCCAACGCGAGGACGUUUGAUGACGUCGACGGCCCCUCGGUGCUCGUGCCGCUGUGUCUGCGAGCGUCGAUGCCGGCGCUUCUAGAGGCGAGUGCAAUGGCAAUCGCAGCGUUGGUACCGACACCCGAGUUCAAGCACAAGCGUCUGUCGUGCGGCAAAGCUCUUGCCGUCGAACGGGCCGGCGUGCCGUCGUGGCUGCAGACGGCGCUAAUGAUCUUCCGCGCUUCCUCGGGCGAGCUCGAAGCAUGUUUGACGAUUCAGGCGAGCGACGUGGACGUCACAAACCCGAGGUCGGACGAGCUCGAGAGCGUUCUGCCCGAAGUGUUUCCGCGCUCGUACCUCUGCCGCCAAGUGCUUUCGCACAUUUCCCCCGACCCCGUUUGCACUGAGUAUUACAAACCCAAGCCGGCGACACAGUAG